Sinocyclocheilus grahami is the source of this 588-nucleotide messenger RNA. RefSeq names its product E3 ubiquitin/ISG15 ligase TRIM25-like. Lineage: Eukaryota; Metazoa; Chordata; Actinopteri; Cypriniformes; Cyprinidae. Gene Ontology annotation, molecular function: zinc ion binding. The transcript has a single exon. Bases 1 to 588 code for a protein of 195 amino acids. The record is from RefSeq and is a predicted model, not a curated record.
AUGACAGAAGCCAGUAUUUCAGUGGCUCAGGAUGAGUUCAGCUGUUCAAUCUGUCUGGAUCUACUGAAGGAUCCAGUGACCAUCCCCUGUGGACACAGUUACUGUAUGAACUGCAUUACAGACUGCUGGAAUGGUCAGAGGAGAGUUUACAGCUGCCCUCAGUGCAGACAGACCUUCAGUCCAAGACCUGCUUUAAACAAGAGUGUGAUGCUGGCUGAAAUGGUGGAGAAACUGAAGAAGACAAAAGUCCAAACAGCUCAGGCUCUCCGUUAUGCUGGACAUGGAGAUGUGGAGUGUGACAUUUGUACUGGGAGAAAAUAUAAAGCUGUCAAGUCCUGUUUGAUGUGUCUAGAAUCUUAUUGUCAAACUCACUUUGAGCGCCAUGAGGAAUUUCACACAGGUAGGCGACACAAACUAAUCGAUGCUACUGGACGACUGCAGCAGAUGAUCUGCUCUAAACAUAACAAACAACUAGAAAUCUUCUGUCGUACUGACCAGCACUGCAUCUGUUAUCUGUGUACGAUGGAUGGACAUAGAAAUCAUGACACUGUAGCAGCUGUAGUUGAGAGGACAGAGAAACAGGUAUGA